UGGGAGGGGCAGGGGGAAGUGAAGGGCUCUCUUUGGCUGAGCACUGAAAGCGAUUAAGCCUGCAGUCCUAAGGCUGACUAGUUGAAGGGCCUCGGCCAACAGGAGGAGAGAGAUGGAGCCAGUGGCAGCAUUGGAGCUCAGGUCUGUGGACCUGCACAGCGCCAGGAACAACAAGGAGCACCACACACAGGAGAUGGGCGUGGAGCGGCUCAUCCUGCGCCGAGGCCAGCUCUUCAGCCUCCAGUUGGCCUUCAACCGGCCCUUCCAGCCCCACAGUGACCACAUCACCUUCGUGGCCGAGACCGGCCCUGAGCCGUCGGAGCUGCUGGGGACCCGAGCCAGGUUCUUCCUUACACAGGCCCAGCAUGGGAAUGUCUGGAAUGUGUCUGACUUCACUGUUGACUCCAUCUCUCUCCAAGUCUCCCUUUUCACACCAGCCAGCGCGGCCAUUGGUCACUACACGCUGAGGAUGGAGAUUGCUCAGAGCCAGGGCCACAGCCUAACUUAUCUGCUGGGCACUUUCAUCCUGCUGUUUAACCCCUGGAGCACAGAGGAUGACGUGUACUUGCCAAGUGAAACUCUGCUGCAGGAGUACAUCAUGAGGGACUAUGGCUUUGUUUACAAGGGUCACGACAGUUUCAUCACCUCCUGGCCCUGGAACUACGGGCAGUUUGAAAAGGACAUCAUAGAUAUCUGCUUUGAGAUCCUGAACAAGAGCCUGUACUUCUUAAAGAACCCAGCUAAGGACCAUUCCCAGCGGAACGACGUGGUGUAUGUGUGCAGGGUGGUGAGCGCCAUGAUCAACAGCAAUGAUGACAGUGGUGUGCUGGAGGGGAACUGGGGUGAGGAUUACUCCAGAGGCAUCAGUCCACUUGAGUGGAAUGGCAGUGUGGCCAUCCUGCGGCAGUGGUCAGCUCAGGGCGGGCAGCCUGUGAAGUACGGACAGUGCUGGGUCUUUGCCUCUGUGAUGUGCACUGUGAUGAGAUGCUUGGGUGUCCCAACCCGUGUUGUUUCCAAUUUCCAUUCUGCACACAACACAGAUGGGAACCUGACCAUCGAUACCUACUAUGACCGAAGUGCAGAGAUGCUUCCAACUCAGAAACGAGACCAAGUAUGGAACUUUCACGUCUGGAAUGAGUGCUGGAUGAUCCGGAAAGAUCUCCCACCGGGAUACAACGGGUGGCAGGUCCUGGACCCCACUCCCCAGCAAACCAGCAGCAGGCUGUUUUGCUGCGGCCCUGCCUCUGUGAAGGCCAUCAAAGAAGGGGAUGUCCACCUGGCCUAUGACACACCUUUUGUGUUCGCCGAGGUGAAUGCGGAUGAAGUCAUUUGGCUCUUUGAGGAUGGCACGGUCCAGGAAAUCCUGGCCCACAACGCCAGUGCCAUCGGGAAAGAGAUCAGCACCAAGAUGGUAGGGUCAGACCAGCGCCAAGACAUCACCUAUGUCUACAAGUAUCCAGAAGGAUCCCCGGAGGAGCGCUCUGUAUUCAUGAAGGCUUCCCGGAAAAUGCUGGGACAAGAAGGGGCCUCCUCGUCCCUCCUGGAUCUUUUGGGCUCUGCGGCCUUUAAGUCUCAGCCAGCACGGCUGCGGCUUUACCUGGCCAGGGCUCCCACGUGGGGCCAGGACCUGCUCCUCACCCUGCAUGUCCAGAGGGUGCGGGACAGUACCCACCGCCAGGGUCCCAUCAGACUGGAGGUGCGGUUCUGUGCCCAGGCCCUGUUGCAUGGGGGCGGCACAAGGGAGCCCCUGUGGAAGCAAGCAGUGCACCUGGACCUGGAUUUUGGGCAAGAGAUACACUGGCCACUCCUGCUGCCCUUCACCAAUUACAGAAACAAGCUGACUGAUGAAAAGCUGAUCCGCAUGUCUGGCAUUGCCAAGGAUGAAGAGACUGGGAGGUCCAUGCUGGUCGUAAAAGACCUCUGUCUGGAGCCUCCACACUUGUCUAUUGAGGUGUCCCAGACAGCUGAGGUGGGCAAGGCCCUGAAGGUCCAGAUCUCACUUACCAAUACGCUCACAGUGGCCCUGAAUGACUGCACAAUGGUGCUGGAAGGAAGUGGCCUCAUCAAUGGACAGAUAACAGAAGAACUUGGGACUCUGAAGUCUGGAGACACCAUCCAAAUUCACCUGGACCUCUAUCCCAGUAAGGCUGGGCCCCGCCAGCUCCAGGUCCUCAUCAGCAGCAGUGAGAUCAAGGAGAUGAAAGGCUACAAGGACAUCUUCGUGGCCGCAGCUGCAGCUCCCUGAGCCAGGUCCUGCCUUCCUGAUGUCCCUCAGCCUCCUUGCUGCUUUCCCUGUCCUGCCCCACCUUGGUCCUGGGAGCAAAUGAAGAAACAAUGGAGAUUCUUUA
This is a messenger RNA of Cavia porcellus (domestic guinea pig), 2348 nucleotides long. It is a transcript of the gene Tgm7, whose product is annotated as transglutaminase 7. Bases 113 to 2245 code for a protein of 710 amino acids. Gene Ontology annotation, molecular function: protein-glutamine gamma-glutamyltransferase activity. The transcript has 13 exons. Gene Ontology annotation, biological process: peptide cross-linking. NCBI's taxonomy places the organism in Eukaryota, Metazoa, Chordata, Mammalia, Rodentia, Caviidae. The record is from RefSeq and is a predicted model, not a curated record.